GUGCUAGGACAAGUCUCUUCAUCAUGAGUCCUCAGUUUUAUGCGAACACGCUUGAGCCUGUUGAGACCACGCCGGGGAGUUUACAGAAGACACUCACGGAAUUACUCGUGGCCGUGAGACGUGGUGUUGAUGUAGUUCAGCAGGGUAGCCCUCCCUCGGAGGACUGGGGCAGCUCUGGUCUAUACACAGGGCCUGCAGGAAUCGCACUCGGUUUUCUUCGACUAGACCAUCAAAGCGCAUCGUUAGCAGAGCCUGGCGAACUCUCGAUUGAUUUUGGUGGGAUCGCUCGAGAGAGAAUCCCGUCUCACGGGCCGAAUAUCAAAUUGCUACCGGGAAGGCUAUCGCCCGUCGGGUCGUCUUCUCCGCUAGCAGCAGUUGUCAUGCGUAUUCUCGCGGCGGCUUCUUAUGGCGAUAAAGUUAAUGCGGAUGAUAUUGAGCUUCUCCGAGAAGCGGUCAAAGCUGCUCUUCAGAAUGGUCUUCUUGUUCCCCAUGGAGGACGGAUGAUGGGAGGAGACGAGGUUUUGUUCGGUAGGGCAGGGCUACUAUGGGCAAUCUUGAAUAUUCGAGAGCAUGAAUUCGAUGAGCAAACAAGGGCAUCCCUGCAGCCUAUCUUUAACGCUGUUCCCAACCUUAUCGAUACGAUAGUUGACGCUGGAAGACGGGGCCGGACGGCCUAUGUCGAGAAGCACGGCAGCGAAGACGCUCUUCCUCUUAUGUGGACCUGGAUGGAAGGUCACUACGGGCUGGGACUGGUUCACGGACUGACUGGCAUCCUCGCAGUUCUUCUCGCCUGCAGGCCGUCAGAGCUCAACGAUGGCACCUCGCGAGAUUACCUUCCCCUGCUGGCGGGCACCGUCACCCGUAUUUGCGAAAUAUGCAUUGCUAAUGGCGGCCACCUCCCUGUGGCUAUACCCCCUCGCCAUUCCUCAUCUCACCGACCUUCCCAUCUGGUCCAAAUCUGCCAUGGUGCCCCAGGAGUGCUUCUCCUCAUGGCCUGCGCAAGGAGGAACAGACACCUAGUCUCCAAAUUCUGGGAGCCUACUUGGGACGAGUCUAUCCGGCUGGCUAGCGAGAGAACCUGGGAAGAAGGCCUGCUUCAGAAAGGGGGUUCCAUCUGCCACGGAAUCUCUGGGAAUGCGUGGCCAUGGCUGCUUCUGCACGACAGUUUCGAAUACGAUAUCGACACGAUAGAAACCGCCAAGCGAAACUACGUGGAGAGAACCCAACUGACCGACAAAAUAUACACCGAAUAUGAGCUGACCGGAGACUAUUUCUUGUCACGAGCGCUGGCAUUCUUGCUUCAUGCUCGCGAUACGCCCCCAUACAACAUGUCUUCCGAUACCUAUCGUGUUCCCGAUCACCCAUUCUCCUUGACAGAGGGAUUGGCGGGCACUGUUUGCGCAUGGGCUGAUGCAUGCGUUGCUACCCAGAUGAAACUACGGAAAAUAGAAUUAACAGCUCAGGGGUCUAUCUCAGAGGUCGCUCUCAAGAGAGAUUCCGUCUUUCAAGAGCUCGAGAGCCGUCAACUAGGGUUUCCAACUCUUGCGUACCAUAGACCUACUGGUUUGCUCUAAGGUGGUAUUCAUCUACCAGGAUAUGUGGG
Molecule: messenger RNA, 1603 nt
Organism: Aspergillus steynii IBT 23096
Lineage: Eukaryota; Fungi; Ascomycota; Eurotiomycetes; Eurotiales; Aspergillaceae
Product: lanthionine synthetase C family protein
Exons: 4
Coding region: 24-1574 (516 amino acids)
Biological process (GO): carbohydrate metabolic process; peptide modification
Cellular component (GO): plasma membrane
Source: RefSeq, a predicted model, not a curated record